UUUAACGUUCUGCGUUUAAAAAAUAACGAUGUCGGGGCUUAAUUUGACCGUGCGUGUGCACCCGGUGGUUUUGUUCCAAGUUGUGGAUGCGUUCGAGCGUCGUAAUGCUGAUUCACAUCGAGUUAUCGGCACACUGCUGGGCUCGGUUGACAAGGGAGUUGUCGAGGUUACCAACUGCUUUUGUGUGCCGCACAAAGAGCAUGACGAUCAGGUGGAGGCGGAGCUGAGCUAUGCCUUAGAUAUGUACGACCUUAAUCGUAAAGUGAACGCCAACGAGAACGUCGUGGGCUGGUGGGCCACCGGCAACGAGGUGACGAAUCACAGCUCUGUCAUACACGAGUACUAUGCCCGGGAAUGCAACAAUCCGGUCCACCUCACUGUGGACACAUCGCUCCAAAGUGGUCGAAUGGGCCUGCGCGCCUACAUUUGCAUCCAGCUGGGCGUCCCCGGUGGCAAAACUGGCUGCAUGUUCACACCCAUACCUGUUGAGCUAACCAGCUACGAACCCGAGACUUUUGGCCUCAAAUUGUUGCAGAAGACGGUUACCGUAUCGCCAGCGCAUCGACCCAAGACGGUAGCGCCCAUGCUGGACCUAGCCCAGAUCUCUGAGGCAGCAACAAAACUGCAAUCUCUGCUGGACCUCAUACUAAAAUACGUGGACGAUGUCAUUGCGCACAAAGUGACUCCCGAUAAUGCGGUCGGACGUCAGCUCCUCGACCUCAUCCACUCUGUGCCACACAUGACUCACGAACAGUUCACGCAGAUGUUCAAUGCCAAUGUACGGGAUUUGCUAAUGGUUAUUACUCUCUCACAAUUGAUCAAGACGCAGCUGCAGCUUAACGAGAAGCUCACAUUCCUGCCAACGGCUUAAAUGAUGAGCGAAUAAAUGGGUUUAUUUCUAAAUGAAUUCCGCGUACUCACAUUUUUUGUCAAUGCGUCAUAAA
Messenger RNA from Drosophila arizonae, 944 nucleotides. RefSeq names its product eukaryotic translation initiation factor 3 subunit f1 (gene eIF3f1). The record is from RefSeq and is a predicted model, not a curated record. Gene Ontology annotation, molecular function: metallopeptidase activity; translation initiation factor binding; translation initiation factor activity. Gene Ontology annotation, cellular component: eukaryotic translation initiation factor 3 complex, eIF3m. Gene Ontology annotation, biological process: translational initiation. NCBI's taxonomy places the organism in Eukaryota, Metazoa, Arthropoda, Insecta, Diptera, Drosophilidae.